This is a messenger RNA of Sclerotinia trifoliorum, 2144 nucleotides long. Lineage: Eukaryota; Fungi; Ascomycota; Leotiomycetes; Helotiales; Sclerotiniaceae. The record is from the annotation of a GenBank genome assembly.
GGACCCCUGAAAUGAAAGCUUUGACCAACCUAGAGAUAAAGAUAAACACCCAAAAAAUAUUAUCUCCACCCUCCAACUAAUUCACUUCUUACGCGCUUCACCCUCACUCUUUACAUGUGCUUUGCUUCUAUCCAAACAUUCGUUGAUCUGUAGCACCAGCCAAAUACCAAUUUCAAAUAUGUUCCUUAUCGGCCAGGUAUCAAACCAGGUGUCCGUGAUCUCCCGGCGCUACCAGUUACUGAAUCCGAUAAUAUUCAAUAGCAGCAAGUCUGUAAAUAGGAUAACCAGCUUUAUCUCCAACCCUGCUAAGUCAUCUCAUGCCCAACAGAGAUCUAUAUAUUCUUGCCGAUUUCAAUCUACUUCUUCCUCGUCUUCUUCCACGUCUUCUUCCACUUGUCGCUCCUCAAAACAGUCGAGAAAAGUUGCAAUGGCUCCCACUACCCACCAACGUCGUUCUAGCACUGCAACCCCUGUGACUGCAAACCUUCUGCCAGGCUUUGCUUUUGCUUUCGAGUAUGUCGUAGCUAUUUGUCUCUAUAUAUACCUCGCGGUCUAACUGGUUAUAGCAUUGAUGGUGUUCUACUUCGAUCCUCCUCGCCAAUCCCUGGAGCAUCCGAAGCGUUGAACCUACUCCAUUCAAACAACAUCCCCUUCAUCUUAUUGACCAAUGGAGGAGGCAAACAUGAGAGUGCUCGUGUUGCAGAGCUGAGCAAGAAACUCAAUGUUCCCCUCACCGAAGAGAAUUUUGUUCAAUCCCACACACCAUUCAAACAACUUGUUGAGGGAUCAGAUGCUGCGGAGAGUCUCAAGGACAAGACAGUUCUUGUUACUGGUGGAGAUGGAGAUAAAUGUCGAAAAGUCGCAGAAAUGUUAGUCCAUAUCCUUUUCUUUAGUGGGCAGUUCGUAAAUCUUAAAGCUCUUUCACACACAAUGAAGCCAUUCGGGUUUGCGAUGUUGAGUGAGCUUGAGACACUGAACCAAUUUGAAAUAUUGAGCAAGGACCAUUUUUUUCUGGAUAUAAAGCUAACACUGGAAUAUAUAGGUAUGGUUUUAAUAAAGUCGUCACUCCAGGGGACAUCCUCAUGGCUUACCCAACUGUUUGGCCCUUCAACCAAAUCUUUAGCGAGUAUUACAACAAGGCUACACGACCUCUUCCCAGACCUGUUGAUCUCCUCAAUCUCUCAGAAUCUCUCAGAUUCGAUGCUAUCAUGAUCUUCAAUGAUCCUCGUGAUUGGGCCUUGGAUACUCAAGUGGUACUUGACCUUCUCUUAUCCGAAAAGGGCAUCUUGGGCACUUAUUCGCCCAAGAACGGUGAUGCGUCACUUCCCAACAAUGGUUGGCAACAAGACGGGCAGCCAAAACUCUUCUUCUCGAACCCGGACCUCUUUUGGGCAACUAAUCAUCAUAUGCCUCGUCUCGGCCAAGGAGGUUUCCAGGCAUGCCUUGAAGGUGUUUGGAAUGCUACCACCGGUGGUGCAAAGCUCGAACGCACUGUUAUAGGCAAACCCCAUGCAGCAACAUACAAGUAUGCUGAGCGCGUACUACACAAGUAUCGUACACACAUGCUCGGCGGUAGUGGCGACAGCAAGAGAAAGAUCCCACAUUUGAAGCGCGUGUUUAUGGUCGGCGAUAAUCCAGAGUCUGACAUUCGCGGUGCCAAUGAAUUCGAAUCAUCUCACGGCACAGACUGGACUUCUGUUCUGGUUAAGACAGGUGUAUAUAGAAGUGGCACAGUUCCUGCUCAUAAGCCCAAGGCAAUCGUCGGAGAUGUCUACGAGGCUGUUAAGUGGGCUUUGGAACAGGAAGGCUGGCACACUGUUCAUGAAUGAUUUUAUUUUCGCUGUUUGGUCUUUUUCGUCUUUGGACGAACACGGCAUGUUUCUUUUAACGAACUUGGGAAUGGAUUGGAUUUGCUUCAAAGUAUAAAAUCCAGCGAACAAGUCCAAAAAUAUGAUGCAUUGCGAUGGCGUUCGGGGAGAAGUGGAGUUCGGGUUAGAUUCAGCAACAUUGAAUGAUGUGCAAAACCGUCAUCCGAAGACGAUGAAUGAUAUAGAUGAGAUACCAUGAUACUUGGAAGUUACAGCCUACAUAAAUAGAUGAAAAUAAAAUGAAAAUAGUAGAGUUAAAAAGGGUUAUUGGUGUUA